AUGACAGUCAACGAAGUUUUACCAGCUAAUGUGAACAUUACCCACGACAACAACUGUUCGGAGUUUUGUGGAAAUGGACCUUGUGUCUAUCCUGAGGAACUUGGUCAAGGGAUCGUCUUCUGUGACGAGAAAAAGAUCCGAGGCCCGGGUAUCUCUGGGGAUGUCUGUUUCGCUCCACAGGAAGCCAUUUCUUCGUGUGAAGCUCUUCUUGGCGACCAGGUCAAGCGGAUACUGUUGUGGAUUCUGGCUGUUGUGUCUACUAUUGGUAAUCUAGGGGUACUGGGCUUUAGGUUAGUGUUUGAAAGAAAACUAAUCACAAAAAGUUAUCGGUUAUUCAUAACAAACCUCAGCAUAUCCGACAUAGUCAUGGGGGUGUAUCUGUUUAUCAUAGCAGGAAAUGACGUCUACUACCGAGAAGAUUACAUCAUGUAUGAGUCAGAAUGGCGUCACAGCUCUCUGUGUACAGCUGCUGGUUUCCUAGCAACACUUUCGUGUGAAACGUCAGCAUUGUUUGUGCUGCUCGUCACUCUGGAGAGGUAUUUGGUCAUUAGGUUCCCACUUGGUCCGUACAGGAUUAAACGUGUCAAAAAGUAUUUCGUACUUCUUGUGUCCUGGGUAGUCGGCGUCAUUUUGGCCGUUGUUCCUUUGGUAUAUCCAGGUUGGGCCUUGUAUUCCUCUAAUGGGAUGUGCCUUGGCCUACCAAUGAUAAGAAGCCAAGAAUCAGGAUGGGCGUAUUCUUUCGCAGUUUUCCUAGUGUUUAACUGCAUUUUAUUUAUUCUUAUAGCCAUUGGUCAGUUGGCCAUCUUUCUGGCUAUGUCCAGAGAAAAAACACAGCUUCAAAGUAGCGCCCACAGUUUAGCCAAGCGAAAACGUGAGAUCAUGGUCGCCAAAAACUUAUCCCUGGUUGUCAUGUCCAAUUUCCUCUGUUGGUUUCCUAUCUGCGUCAUUGGUCUAAUGACCGCGCGUGGUCACACGUUCAGUCAGCAGACGUACGGCUGGCUGGCUGUGUUUGUGCUGCCGCUAAACUCGGCCGUUAAUCCGAUUAUCUACACACUUCCGGUUGUGUUUCAAAAAUGGGAGGACUUCAAGAACUGGAGAGCAAGUCAAAGUUCUCGCCCGCAGAUAUAA
Molecule: messenger RNA, 1128 nt
Organism: Physella acuta
Lineage: Eukaryota; Metazoa; Mollusca; Gastropoda; Physidae
Product: G-protein coupled receptor GRL101-like
Biological process (GO): hormone-mediated signaling pathway; adenylate cyclase-activating G protein-coupled receptor signaling pathway; activation of adenylate cyclase activity
Cellular component (GO): plasma membrane
Molecular function (GO): G protein-coupled peptide receptor activity; protein-hormone receptor activity
Source: RefSeq, a predicted model, not a curated record